AUGAAGCCGACCAGGACACCCUCGCCCAUCCUCCCCCGUAUUGACGACUGUGAGUGCACCCCAAGUGUUCAGCACCUCUUCCGGCGCCACCACCUCCUCCAGAGCCCCAUGUACCUCAUACGGUGGAUAUACGCAGCCCUCUAUUCUCUCUACCUUCUGUUCGUCAUGCGAGUUCCCACUGACAAAGACAUUGUCGGCUACAUAGAGAACACGACCAUGGGUAUGCUGAUCCGCCCUGCAACAGACGGCAAGUCGGGUGAAUAUGAAGUAACUGUUAGAGAUUGCAAGCUGCGUGCCCUCGGAGGAUACAAGCUGAAGAAUAUGUCACUGAGGUACACGAAAGGCAAGAUUGGCGUCCAGGUUCUGUGCUUCACUCGCAACGGAGUUAGAAUUAGUAACAGGUGUCAAAUCUUUUCUACAAUUUACUUCUACCAUACCCAUUCCCUUCACACUAAGUCGCACCUGUUCUCCAAUAGCUUAUAAUAAUAAUAAUAAUAAUGCUUGGUCCGACACAUCGUGCAUAACGAUGUAAAGACUCUCCAGGAGUCAAGCUACACUUCCAUUCCUCUACAUUACGGGCUCCUCCAUUCGUCCGUGAGUGCGCUGGCUUGGGACGGUAACGUGUCCAGAUAUCUGGGCUAUGGCCAUGUCGGCACCAGAGAGAGCCUAGUGGAGGAGAGCAGGAACAUGAGCGCACUGGCAAGACAUCAAGCCAUGGAUCACUGGAAGUCACAUGGGAAGGAGUCCUUCGCUGGAAAACUCUACAGGUCACGACUGGCUCUACAGCGCGUCAUGGAGCGCCACGGUGUGGACUUAAAGUUGUUGGAUGCACUUUUUAACCACACCAUUGUGCACAGUGUGGACCAUGAUGGUAGCAGUAGGUGGUCGUUGCUGAGGUGCUCCCUCCAUCCGUGGGACACGGAAUGCAGCAUCUACCAGGCCUUCAACGCCAGUAUGAUCCGCAUUCUGCUCAUUCAGCCCAACCUGAACCCGCUGGCACCGAACACCAUCCAUUCCAUCAACAAGCCGUUCUACCAGGACCUGUACCGGGAACUGCGGAAGAUCGACCCCAAGAUGGCGGAUGUAGUCACCGCUAGUGUCAUGUUCUAG
Branchiostoma belcheri (Belcher's lancelet) is the source of this 1110-nucleotide messenger RNA. RefSeq lists its product as uncharacterized. The transcript is spliced from 4 exons. NCBI's taxonomy places the organism in Eukaryota, Metazoa, Chordata, Leptocardii, Amphioxiformes, Branchiostomatidae. The record is from RefSeq and is a predicted model, not a curated record.